AAAUUGCGCGGGAAUAAAUCGUUGAUUCCCUCCAUCACUCUUUCUCUCUCCUAUCACAUGUAAAACUCUAGUGUACUCCCGCUUAAAAAACCCCUAAAUUCGAUUGAUAAGCCCUAAUUUUCCACAAACCCUAGCUCAUCAAUUCCAUGGAUAAUCAACCCGAUCAACCCCCAAUUUCCAAUGUCGUCGAUCUUCAAUCACCGGAUCCGAAGCUCGUUCGUCGGAAAUUUGUACAAACAACGCUAUUUCCUCUCAAACCGCACGACACCAAAGUCGAGGAAAUUGCCGCCGACGACGGUGAUGCGGCGGAAGUUGGCAGCAGUCAAGGAGGAAAGAGAAAAAGGGGUAGACCUAAGGGAAGUACUACGCCUCAGAAACGGGGGUCUAAGAAGGUGAAUGAUACUAAGGUUGAGGUGAUUGCCGACGAUGAUGACGAGGAGGAAGUGUGUGGGAGUCAAGGAGGGAAGCGAAAGAGAGGACGGAAUGCAAAAGGGAAUUCUACGCCGUCGAAAAGGGGGUCUAAAAAGGCGGCUGUCAAUGGAAAAGAUGCUUCUGUUGUUGAUCUCGAUGAUACGGAAUCUCCAGAUGAUGCAAGCCCUCAUCAACUAAAAGCAAAGCAACGCGCUUCAACAAGAAAUGGAAGAACUAAUGGAAAUAAGGCGACAUCCACGUCAAAGCUAUCAACUUAUCCAAUAGCUACCCUGCAAUCUCCACAGCCUGUUCCUGAUCUGUGGCUGGAGGCUAAGAAGACUGCCGAGGAGAAUUCACGGAUUUUUGCUGGAAAGCAGAUACACCCAUUUUUCUCCUCGUGGAAGGCAGGAAAGAAAGAUUUGGAGACUAUUGAGGCAGAGAAUAAUGGGUGCUUUGAUAAAAGAAAGGAGAGAAAUGUUGAGAUCGGUCCUAUUCAUGUUUUUGAUAACGCUAAGGAUGAUUUAUUUUCUAUUGAUUGGAGCAAUUGGACCUUUGAUGAGGGGAUCUUCAGCACCUCUUGUAAUCAAGAAAGGAAAAGAUCUUGCUUCGAAGGCAUUGUUGGUUCCCUAAAUUUUGAUGAUAUUACAAGAGCUUCAAAUACUUCCAGAACUUCACAGCUCCUUAAGGAUGUUUCUUUGGCUCAUUUCUGUAGUACUGAUGAAGACUCAUCUGUAAUGUUUACGUACACCUCUCCUAUAAUCAUCGAUGAAGACGUGACACCAUGUGACUCGUUGAAGAACUUAGAAAAGAAUUCUGAAGAAACUGAACCUUGUAUAUUUGGUAAGGUCGGCCAGGUUAGCACACAUUUUGAGCAGCAAAAUGUUUUUCCACAGGAAAGAAAUAUGGCAGAUUAUCUCAAUCGUGGUAAUUAUCCAGAGAAUAGCAUGUGGGCAAACAAAUAUCAUCCAGAAAAGGGAUUGGAGGUUUGUGGUAACAGUGAAGCUGUGAAGUUUAUAAAUGACUGGCUUCAUCGUUGGCAUGAAAUGGAUUUUCGUUUCAGCAAAAGUUCUUACUCUGCUGACAAGUGCUCGAUCCAAGAUGGUGAAUAUGAUAGUGAUUCAGAUGCUGAAAAUUUAGAGGCAUCUGGCUUAAAAAAUGUUCUUUUGGUGACAGGGCCUGUUGGGAGUGGAAAAUCGGCGGCCAUAUACGCUUGUGCAAAAGAGCAAGGCUUCCAAGUCAUUGAGGUUAAUGCAUCAGACUGGAGGAAUGGAGCUCUUCUCAAGCAAAAAUUUGGCGAGGCUGUAGGAUCGCAUUUUCUCAAACGGGCCCAGGAAAGUCCUAAGGGUAAGCUCAACUUAAAGACUUCACCCGUAAAAACAAAUGGAGCAGCAGAACAGUAUUUGAACAAUGGUGCAGUUGAAGUAAUAUCUCUCUCAGAAGAGGAAGAUUAUGUGGGUAAUAAUGAAAGUCAAUACCACAGUAAUGGUAAACUUUCUUGUGACAAAGGUGACAUCAAAUCAUUGAUACUUUUUGAAGAUGUGGAUGUUACUUUAUGCGAUGAUCGUGGAUUCAUUUCUACCAUACAACAACUGGCUGAUAUAGGGAAGCGGCCCAUGAUAUUGACCAGUAAUAAUGAAUGCCCGCUGCUGCCGGACAGUUUGGAUAGAGAAGAAGUUUGUUUUAUGAUGCCAUCACUAAAGGAGCUGGCAGACCAUAUAUUUCUGGUUUCUUCUGCUGAAAAGGCCAACAUACAACCUAUCCUUAUUGAAAGAUGCAUCAAAUUUUGCGGCGGGGACAUUCGUAAGACUUUGAUGAAUCUUCAAUUUUGGUGCCAGAGUAAAGAAUGCGUUAAAGAUGGAAAUGUGCGAAGUAUAUUCAGUCCUCUGAUGUUCAAUCUGGAAGCUGGCCACCGUGUAUUGCCUAAAUUGAUUCCUUGGGCAUUACCUUCUUCAUUAUCUGAAUUUGUUGAAGCAGAAGUUGCCAAAUCCUUCUGCAAAAUGGAAGAAAAUCAUAGCUUGUUAGGACUGAUUGAUGAAGAAGAGUCGGGUGAUAUCAGUAUACAGGAUCAAUUGGAUCUUGAUAUAAGUGAAUCAGCAAGCAUUGAGGCAAAGAAAGAAGCAAUUUUAAGUGGAGAUUGCUUUCUACAUGUAGAUAAUGAUAUAAUAGAAGGAAGCAAUACUUGUGAGUUCUUCAAUUCUUCAGGCUCUCCAGUAGCAUUUACUCGCCGCAAUGUCCGCAGAAAAUCUGACACUGUGCUGUCUGAAUCUGAAGAUGACAUCUGUAAUAAUGAAUAUCCUGCUGUUUCAGACAGUUUGCCUGGUGAUGGUAAUGGUACAUUACACCGGUCACCAGACAUGGAACAUGCUAACGACUUCAACUUUUUUGCUGUGGGUAAUUCAUGCAAACAAUCAACUGCAGAGGAAAAGCAUCAACAUCUGGAAUUUGUCCGUGCAAACUGCAGUAGUAAUGAGGAAAACAAUGACUCUCUGAGCCUGUUGAAUGACCUGCUUGUACAUACUCAAGAUGGAAACUUAGAUUUUAACAUGCACCAAUUUCCUGUAGUGGAUUAUGAAAUGCUUUCAAUCAUUGGCAACUCUAAUAAUCAGUCAGCGCAUCAAGUCUUUCAUUUUGGAGAUGCAAAUGAUGUGAAGAUAGAGACAGAAAAUGCCGGCAAUCUGUGUUUGGACCCGUUGAGCGACCAGGUAGGACAGUGCAAAGAGGGGGAAAACCCAAUAAAGAGAUGCUUGUUUACACCUCCAACACAUGCUGAUCCCAUCAGUGGUACAAUAGAUAGUACAAGAAAUCAGUCCACUGGCCAACUCAUGCAGUGCAUAGAGAAGGCUAGCAUGGCAGAACCUCAGCAUUGGCAUCUUGAAAUGGGAACAGUGAAUCUUGAUGGUCCAGUAAUAGCUGAUGUCUCUUUCAAUCCAUCAUUUGACAAUCUGAAUCUGGAAAAAACUCAAAACAGUGAGCAUCAACAUCCAGAAACAGCAAGUGCCAAUCCUUUCAGCUAUACAGCACUGGGUGACUCUUUGAACCCUUCAAAUGACCAGCUAUUUCAUUUCGUAGAAGCUAAAGAGAAGGAAAUUCAGCACCAGCAUCCGGAGACAGGUGAUAGAAGUGACAAUAGUUUUGUAGCUGUGGAUGUUCCCUUGUUGCAAUUAAGUAACCAGAUCUGUGAAUUAGGAAAGGAGAAGAAAAUCCAACAGCAACAUCAACAAGUUCCCACUGUCAAGCAUCCUAGUUGUCUGCAAGUAGAUGAUUCUCUGAAACUAAUGAGUGAACAAAUAUAUAGAGAUGAGGAAAAAGCAAAAAGUGUCCAACAUCUAUUACCUGAUAAGAAGAAUGUGGUUGAUUUCACAAGCUUUCCUGCUGUAGAUAAUUCUCCAAACCCGUUAGGUGGGCAAACACUAAAUUUGGCAAAAGCAGAGGAGCAUCAUCGCCAAUAUUCAGAUGCUACAAAUUUUAAUCACUUUAAAGAUCAGUGUCAGUCAUUCGACAUGUCCUAUGUGCCAGAGUCAACAUUUGUUCCAGAGACUGAAGUUAAUGAUGGAACAGAGUGUCCAUCAGGAACAGAUAUGAUGGAAAUUGUCUCACCAAUUGCAACUGAUGACGCUGACCCGUCUGUUAUUGGACGUCAAGCUUCUGAGUAUAGAUUCUGUGGUAUUGACUUAAAUGUGAAUGCAAGGGAUGAAGAGAUGGGAGAUUCUCAUAGUAAUGAACAUCAUGAGCCCAGCACCUCUGGAUGUCAGGUGAUGGAUGAGUGCAGUCGCAUGGAUUUCUUUAAGAAAUCUAUAAACUCUAGAAGUUCUGCAAUAAAAGUGAAAAAUCCUGUGCAGGAAAGGUGGAAUGAACUCCGGCAGACAGAUUUGGGGCAGUAUUGUGUCACAGAGCAUAAAAAUGCUCUUCAACUUGUGGAGUUGGGUUAUAGAAUGAGCAAUUUAAUUUCAGAGGGUGAUCUUUUACUUCAUGACUAUGAAUUUUUACUCAAUGAUUCAUCAGGUCUUAGUGAGGAAGAUUUUUCCUUUGGUUUGCAUUAUCAGCAAAUUCAGAUGGCAUUUUCAGUUGCACAAUAUGGCUAUUUUUUGUAUGCUAAAGAAAUUGAUGCUUUACAAGCGAAGCUGGGCCUUGCCAAAAAUCUGCAUCUAGGUUGGGAGAUGCUCAUAUCAACAAGCAAUUCAAUGGCGUUAGGAAAGUUACUAAGUCUAAAUAAGAGGCAAAUUCCAUUGGUUGACAUGAGCAUAAAACAGGCGGCAACAACAGUUGAUAUUUCAUCCACAAGAGAAAGGGAGAUUUGCCUACAGAAUAUUGUUCAGUCAGUAGUUCCAUUGAGAUCUUACUUGACAGUAAGAGGAUCUGUACUUCAUGAUUAUCUAUCUUCUCUGACUCACAUUUCGAGAUCAGAGGCUUCCAGAUUGGCUGAAGCUGCUGAGAAGACAAAGCGAAGGAGAGUACGUGCUGCCAAGAAUUAUUUAAGCUGCGGUGGUCUAGGCUUGUCGCAGGACGAUAUCUUAAAGCUGAACGAGUACGAUUUUUAUCGUAGAGAUUCAUCCAAAUCAACACCUGAAACUUAUAGGUAGAAUACAUCAAUUAUUUAUAAUUAAGCAGAUAGUUAUAAUUUUGACAAGAUGGCUGUUGUAGUCUUGUAGAGUUGUAGAUAGAUAACAUAGCUUAUGUUGAUCCUUCAUUCUUGUCUCCAUAAAAUUCGAUGAGCAGGAUUUGUUGUAAAUGCUACAGUAUUUAUGAUAAAAUUCGCUCUUUAAAUUCAAAGGUAACCUCUCACAAUCAGUUUCAAGUAAUGGCAUACUAAUG
Messenger RNA from Chenopodium quinoa (quinoa), 5223 nucleotides. RefSeq lists its product as uncharacterized. The coding region runs from base 147 to 4991 and encodes 1614 amino acids. Gene Ontology annotation, biological process: DNA repair; mitotic DNA replication checkpoint signaling; DNA damage checkpoint signaling. Lineage: Eukaryota; Viridiplantae; Streptophyta; Magnoliopsida; Caryophyllales; Amaranthaceae. The record is from RefSeq and is a predicted model, not a curated record. The transcript is spliced from 17 exons. Gene Ontology annotation, molecular function: chromatin binding.